Photinus pyralis (common eastern firefly) is the source of this 1450-nucleotide messenger RNA. RefSeq names its product retinol dehydrogenase 13-like. The transcript is spliced from 5 exons. Lineage: Eukaryota; Metazoa; Arthropoda; Insecta; Coleoptera; Lampyridae. The record is from RefSeq and is a predicted model, not a curated record. The coding region runs from base 34 to 1032 and encodes 332 amino acids.
CCUAUCUUUUUGUAAGGCUGAUAUAACCUAGAAAUGUCUGGAAGCAAAAAGCUAUUUAACUACAAAAUUCCCAAACCGGUCUAUUAUGGUAGUAGUGUAGCCGCAGCGAUUGGAGUUGUCUGCUUAAUAAAAGAAUGGGCUGGAGGCGAGACAUACCGAAAGAAAGUAUCUCUAAACGGAAAGGUUGUCAUCAUAACAGGUGCAAACACUGGCAUCGGAAAAGAGACGUCGUUAGAAUUAGCAAAACGGGAAGCGAAAAUAUACAUGGCAUGUAGAGAUAUGCAGAGAUGCGAAGCUGCUAGGGAAAAGAUAGUUUUAGAUACAAAAAAUAAGUACGUUUAUUGCCGAAAGUGUGACUUAGCGUCGUUAGAUUCAAUAAGACAGUUUGUUAACCAAUUUAACAAAGAGGAAAAACAGUUGGAUAUUUUAAUUAAUAAUGCCGGAGUAAUGCGUACACCGAAAGAUUCUAAAACGAAGGAUGGUUUUGAGAUGCAGCUUGGGGUUAAUCAUUUUGGACACUUCUUAUUGACCAACUUAUUAUUGGAUAAGUUAAAGAUUCCAGCUCACAGUAGAAUUAUAAACCUUUCAAGUGUUGCACAUGAAAGAGGAACCAUUAAUAAAUUAGAUUUAAAUAGUGAUAAAGAGUAUGAUCCCGGCACUGCAUAUUCUCAAAGUAAAUUGGCCAAUAUACUCUUUACGAAGGAAUUGAACAAUCGAUUAAAAGGAACUAAUGUGACUGUUAAUUCGGUGCAUCCAGGUAUUGUAGAUACCGAAUUAUUUCGUCAUAUGGGCUUCUAUAAGAGUUGGUUGGCUACAAUCUUUAUAAAGCCGUUUGUGUGGCCAUUUAUAAAGUCGUCGAGACAAGGUGCCCAAACUGUCAUAUACACAGCUGUAGAUCCUGAAUUAAAUAAUGUCUCUGGAAAAUACUUUAAGGAUUAUAAGGAAACUAAAGUGUCUAAUGCUGCUGAUGAUGAUCAGACUGCUAAGUGGUUAUGGGCUGUGAGUGAAAAAUGGACGCGACUAUUACAAUAAUAAAUUUACAGAACUGGAGUAGUUUAACUAAAGUCCUUCAUAAUGUACUGUACAUAUCUGAAUUUGUUAUAUUGUUUUACUUUACUAUCAGUAUUGUACAUACUCGUUCUGUUACACCGUUACAAAAUGAUUCUUUGUAUCAUAUCAAAUGCACAAGCCAUAAUAAAAAAAGAUGCAAUUUGGCAAAUACUUAUAGCUUCUCAGUAUAUAGGUUGCAAAUAACUUCUAGUAUAUGACCCCACUGAAUCAUUGAACAUUUGCACAUCUUAUUGUAGCCAUAACAGAUUUUGAUUUCAGUGGAUCAUUUAAUAUUGUUUACUAGUAAUGACGAUAUAAUGUUUAGGAAAUUGUUAAAUUUUGUACCUGCAUCCAUAUGUACCUCCAUCGUUUAUAAACAUCCAGUCAACAUUUUGUUAGU